UAUAUAUAUUAUUAAAUUAGUUUAGUUCGAUAAGAGAGAAUUUCUUUUAAAAUUAAAUAAGAAGUAAUUAUAAUAAUUAUUAAUAAUUUCUUUAUUAUAUAAUUUUUAUAUUUUCUUUACAAUUAAAUAUAAUUAAAUAAUAAGAAAGCAGAUCUAUUUAUAUAUCAAGAAGCUAAAAAAUAAAAUAUAACAAAGUAAUAUUUUAUUUAAAAUUUUUUUUUAAUAAAAUUUUUUAUUAAUAAAAUUCAUAAAUCCUUUUUAAUUAUUAUUAACAUGGAGAAACAAGAUACACUUUUACAAAUACAUUUAGAAAGACCUAUAUAUGAACAAGAAACUUUAAAUGAAGAUUACCAUUAUGAAAAACCAAAAACAUUUGAUUUUCAUAAUGCAUUAAAUGAUUUAAAAUAUAAAAACUGGAAAUCAUGUUUUAUAUCUGCAAUUCCAUCAAUAUAUUGGCUAAAAAAUUAUAAUUGGAAAGAAAAUUUAAUGUCUGAUAUAAUUUCUGGUUUAACUGUAGCAAUUAUGCAUAUUCCUCAAGGCAUGGCUUAUGCACUUUUGGGAAAUGUACCUCCAGUAGUUGGUAUAUACAUGGCAUUCUUUCCUGUUUUAAUAUAUUUUUUUUUUGGUACAUCUAAACAUGUAUCUAUGGGAACAUUCGCUGUGGUUUGCUUGAUGACUGGGAAAACAGUGACAACUUAUUCAAUAUCGCACAAUGAAAUUACAACUUCAAAUGUUACAACUACAUUACCCGAUUUGCCUGGAGAAUAUUUAUAUACACCAAUACAAGUAGCAACAGCAGUUACACUCAUGGUUGGAAUAUUUCAGAUUAUAAUGUACAUAUUUCAUUUGGGUAUUAUAAGUACAUUGCUAAGUGAUCCAUUAGUGAAUAGUUUUACAACUGGUGCAGCAGUUUGUGUUUUAAUAUCUCAAAUUAAAGAUUUAUUAGGUUUGAAAAUACCAAAACAGAAAGGAUAUUUUAAAUUUAUUUUUACAUUGAUAGAUAUUUUAAAAGAAAUACAAAAUACAAAUUUAACUGCUGUAUUUAUAUCAUUAAUAACUAUUAUUGGUCUUAUAAGUAAUAAUGAAUUUUUGAAGCCAUGGAUAAGUAAAAAAUGUAGUAUUCCAAUUCCAAUUGAGUUGAUUGCAGUUGUGAGUGGUACUUUAAUUUCAAAAUAUUUUUGUUUCUCUACUAAAUAUAAUAUUCAAGUUGUGGGUGAUAUUCCUACAGGAUUACCAGUUCCAACAAUUCCAACAUUUAAUCUAUUACAUUUGGUAGCAAUGGAUAGUAUUGCUAUAACUAUGGUAUCUUAUACUAUUACCAUAUCAAUGGCUUUAAUAUUUGCACAAAAACUUAAUUAUAAAAUUAAUUCAAAUCAAGAACUUCUUGCUAUGGGUUUAAGUAAUGUAGUAGGAUCCUUUUUUUCAUGUAUGCCAGUAUCGGCAUCUUUAAGUAGAUCAUUAAUUCAACAAACUGUUGGUGGUCGAACACAAAUAGCUAGUAUUAUAUCAUGUACAGUAUUACUUAUAAUUCUUUUAUGGAUUGGUCCAUUUUUUGAACCUUUACCAAGAUCUGUUCUUGCAUCAAUUAUUAUUGUAGCUUUAAAGGGAAUGUUUCAACAAGCUAAUCAACUUAUAAAAUUUUGGAAAUUAAGUAAAUGUGAUGCAUUGAUUUGGAUUUCAACUUUCUUGACAGUUGUAAUAAUAAGUAUUGAUAUUGGCUUGCUAACUGGAAUAAUAAUAUCACUUGCAAUUAUUUUAUUGCAAAGUAUUAGACCUUACAUUUGUUUAUUGGGAUAUAUACCAAAUACAGAUUUAUAUUUGGAUAUGAGUAGAUUUAAAGCAGCAGUAGAAAUUCCUGGAAUAAAAAUUUUUCAUUAUUGUGGAACUUUGAAUUUUGCGAAUAUUAAUCAUUUUAAAUCAGAAUUAUAUAAAUUAAUUGGAAUAAAUCCAAAAAAAAUUAUAGAGCAUAAGAUUAAGUUAAGAGAAAAAGGAAUAUAUAUGGAUACAGAAAAUUCAGAAGAAAAACAAGAAUUACAAUGUAUAAUAAUGGAUAUGAGCGCAUUAAGUUAUAUUGAUUCUAGUGGUGUAAUUACACUAAAUUCAGUAAUGAAAGAAUUUCAACAAAUUGAUAUACAUUUUUAUUUUGUAAGUUGUACAAGUCCAAUUUUUGAAACAAUCAGAAAAUGUGAUUUGUAUUUACAUGGAACACUUACAUUUAAGAUUUUUGCCACAAUACAGGAUGCUAAAACGUACUUAGAAAAAGAACUUUAUUCAAGAUAAUAUGUAUAAUUCGUCUUUUUUUUAUGAUAAAUUGUAUAUAUUAAUUAAUAUACUAUUAAUAUUAUUUAAUAUGUUAAAAAUUAUAUUAUGUUUAUAAACAUAUAAUAUUAAAUCAAAUUGGAUGAUAUUACAAAAUUUGUGAAAAAUAUAUGUAAAAUUACUUUUUUUUUUGAUAUUUUUAUACUAUUAUCUCUGUUAUUAGAAAAUUCAAACUAUAUAUAUUUUUAAAAUUGUAAUAUUUAAAAUAGAUAAAUGAUUCUUUCUAUGAUUAUAUGAAUCUUAUCUUAUAUGAAAUAAGCAAAUAUCUUUUUUGUUGAAAAAUUAGUACUUAUUUGUUAAUAUUAUUAAUAGUUUAUUUUAAUUUUGUAAAAGAUGUUAAAAUUUUUUCAUGAAAACAUAUGUGGCAAUACUUUAUAUUAUAAAAUUCUAUCUUAUUAAAUAUUAUGUUUAAAUAUUAAAUAAGUCUUAUAUAAUUUUAUUGAAUUAAUAAAGCCAAAGAAUAAACAUUAAAAUAAAAAUAUUUUUAUAUAAAAACAAAAAUAUUUAGAUUAAAAUAUAUUGUUUUGAUUAUACUUAUUACUUCAUAAUUAUAGUUAAUAUAUUUUAUUUAUAUUAUAUGUGUAUAUACAAUUGCAUUAAGCAUAAAUUGUAUAUAAUACAUAUAUACAUAUAUAUUUUUUUUUUCAUAGAUUAUUUAUCUUUAUAUAAUUAUAUAGAUUAUAUUUUAAAGAUUUUAAUAAAAUAAAAAAUAAUUAAUGCAUAAUAUUUUAGUGUAAUUCUCUUAACAUAAGGAUAUAUAAGAAAAGGGAUAAUCAAAAUCAAAUAUUAAUUGAGCAAUCACGAAUCAUUUAUUUAUGGUGAUCGCUCUAUAUACAAAGUAACAGUUUUUGGUUACAAUAGGUAACUCACUGUCACUGUAUCUGAUUUUUAUAAUGUGCCAUCUCUUUUAUUAAUCUCAGCAUUGAUAGUAAAUUACUAUGAUUCAUAGCACAUUAUUGUAUCUAAUUUAUAGGCAGUGAUGACCUGCACUGAUAUCAGUAUUACAAAUAAAUACUUGACACGUAUAAUAGAACAUUGUUCGACAAUGUACUGAAGAAAUAAUGUAAUUUAUCUAUGUUCUUUUUCUCUAACUGUAAUUGAUUCAAUUAAAAAUAUUGAUGCUUGAUAAUUAAGCUAGUCCAUAUUUCUUCUUGAGAGAUUCUGGCAUUUCUGGUGGGGGUGGGCGGGGCAUACGAAGCCAUACUUUUACUGCAUCGUAAAUAAACCACUGUGCUGCUGUUAAUGUACCAAUCAUAACAAUUCGAGGACCAAGACCUUUCCAUACUCCACCAAAACCAAGUUUCUUUAAAACAUCAACAGCUGAUGCUCCCUUUUCUUGAUUCAAUUUUGAUACAAC
Messenger RNA from Apis cerana (Asiatic honeybee), 3676 nucleotides. Its product is annotated as solute carrier family 26 member 6. The record is from RefSeq and is a predicted model, not a curated record. Gene Ontology annotation, biological process: transmembrane transport. Gene Ontology annotation, cellular component: membrane. Lineage: Eukaryota; Metazoa; Arthropoda; Insecta; Hymenoptera; Apidae.